Lepus europaeus (European hare) is the source of this 1158-nucleotide messenger RNA. RefSeq names its product NPC intracellular cholesterol transporter 2 (gene NPC2). NCBI's taxonomy places the organism in Eukaryota, Metazoa, Chordata, Mammalia, Lagomorpha, Leporidae. Gene Ontology annotation, molecular function: cholesterol binding. Gene Ontology annotation, biological process: intracellular cholesterol transport; cholesterol efflux. The record is from RefSeq and is a predicted model, not a curated record. The transcript has 4 exons. The coding region runs from base 109 to 561 and encodes 150 amino acids.
UGCCCGGUCGCCUGACGGGGCCCCUCCCCUGGCCCGCCCCGUCAGGUUUAUCUUGUGACCGCGGCGUCCACUCCGUGCUUCCUCGAGCCUAGAGCCUGGUUAACCACCAUGCGCUUCCUGACUGCUGCGUUCCUGCUCCUGGCGCUCGGCGCCGCCGCGGUCCAGGCCGAGCCGGUGCGGUUCAAGGACUGCGGUUCCGAAGCUGGAGUUAUCAAAGAAGUGAAUGUGAGCCCAUGCCACGUGCAGCCCUGCGAGCUGCAGAAGGGACAGUCCUAUGGCGUCAACGUCACCUUUUCCAGCAAUGUUCAGUCUAAGAACAGCACGGCCAUUGUGCACGGCAUCCUGUUCGCAGUUGAAGUUCCCUUUCCCAUUCCUGAGCCCGACGGCUGCAAGAGCGGGAUCAGCUGCCCCAUCCAGAAAGGCCAGACCUACAACUACCUGAACAAGCUCCCAGUGAAGAACGAGUACCCCUCGAUAAAACUGGUGGUGAAGUGGGAACUUAAGGAUGACAAACAGAGAAACCUCUUCUGCUGGGAAAUCCCCAUAGCAAUCGUAGCCUAGAGCCCUGGAGCUGCUCGCUGUCUGGGCGUGCGAGGGCCAGGGCGGAGGGAGUGAAGACAUCAGACCUGAAGCUUAAUCUGUGCCUCUGGGAUGAAAGGAAUUGCAAGAUGCUGCUUCCUGCCUCUCCACGUCCAAAAGCAUCUAAGACCCUAUUUCCUGAGAGCUCAGAACUGUUGCCUUACGAGAGAGAGAGAGAGAGAGAGAGAGAGAGAGAGAGAGAGAGAGAGAGAGAGAGGCCGGAGGGUCAACCCGUUGCUUUUGGCUGUUGGGAUAAGGCGGGCCCAACCAGGCAGCGCCUGAGGGGAUUGCUGUGGGGCUGUCAGGUGGCUCACCCUGGGUCCUGGCCGUGGGGGAUGGCCCCCAGAUCCUCUCUCCAGCUGGGCGGUGGUCUCUGAAGGCUCCUGUUCUCUAAGUGCCUCGUGGAGUCAGCACCUCCGACUCCAGCGAUGCAGCAGCCAUGACUUCUCCCCUCCCUGGUCCAGGACUGGGUGCAGAGGGGGUUUCAGAGGUCAGCCCUGCGCGGCUGCUUUUCCGUGGUGGUGUCGUCUCUUCUUCUGUCUCGGUGGUUUUCAUUAAAGACAGCACUUGGUUAGCUGG